Acaulospora colombiana is the source of this 470-nucleotide messenger RNA. NCBI's taxonomy places the organism in Eukaryota, Fungi, Glomeromycota, Glomeromycetes, Diversisporales, Acaulosporaceae. The record is from the annotation of a GenBank genome assembly.
UGGACAAUAAUGCCCAACUGGAAACGGAAUUCCGCAAGGUCGCGUCCUUCAAACCCCUGAUGGAUUCCUACAAAUCUCAACUGGCCGAGCAUGAAGCGAAGAAUACAGCAAAGUCAAAGGAGGUGGAAGGCCUUCGAUUCGAACUUCAGCAACUCGGCAACAAAUUGAAGGAAGCACAGGAACAGCAUGCUAAGGACGCCGAGUCCUUGGAGCUAUUUGAAGACAGAGUAAAGGAGCUCGAACUCGGAGCAACGCCAAAUAGAGCGAACUUCAAAGCUGGUCAAAGAGAUUCUGUCAUGUUUGGAGGGGCUGGCGGAUUAGAGGAUCAGCUGAGAGGCCUAGGCGGAGAAUUAGACGAUGCUCUAUCUGGAACCACUACCACAGAUCUCAAGAUACGCGUCCGCAAACUGGAGAAGGAAUUGGAAGACCUGAAGGGUAGCAAAGGAAAGGAAGAAGAGUCUAGGGUUCUA